This is a messenger RNA of Trypanosoma rangeli, 1179 nucleotides long. RefSeq names its product metal binding protein. NCBI's taxonomy places the organism in Eukaryota, Euglenozoa, Kinetoplastea, Trypanosomatida, Trypanosomatidae. The record is from RefSeq and is a predicted model, not a curated record. Bases 1 to 1179 code for a protein of 392 amino acids. Gene Ontology annotation, cellular component: nucleus; cytoplasm. The transcript has a single exon.
AUGCCCCGACGGUUUGUUGUGGAGUACGUGGCGAAGCACUUGUGUGGGGCUCGCGUGUUGGAGUCGUUGGUAGAAAACAACGCCGCCACGGGUGUCAUUGGAACGCACAAUGGCUCCUUUCACUGCGAUGAGGCCAUGGCAUGUGGACUGCUGCGCUGUAGCCCAAAUUUCGCCAACUCGAAUAUCCUCCGCUCACGCGACCCGCGCGCGCUGGAGCAGUGCCACAUCGUGGUGGACGUUGGCGGCGUCUACGAUGCCGCUGCGCUGCGGUUUGACCACCACCAGCCCUCGUUUCACGGCACCAUGACAACACCAAAGGCAACUUAUCACACCCGACUCUCAUCUGCGGGACUUGUAUACAAGCACUUUGGCCGUGAGAUUAUUCAAAGCUACGUCGUGUCUGCCUUGGCCUCCCCGUACCGUGAUAAGCUGCUGGAGGCAGCGAACUGGGGGGCGGAUAGAGAGCAGCUGUCAGAGCAGGAGCUUGACACCUUGUUUGACAUUAUUUACAAGAACUUCGUGGAACACAUUGACGGCAUCGACAACGGCGUCGACGCCUACGGAACUGCCGAGAAGGAGGGUGAGGAGGGUGCCACCUCCGUCUCCGCGUCGUCAUGUGUGCGGAGGUACACGGUGUCGACAACGCUUUCAGAUCGCAUUGGACGCCUCUUGCCGUGGUGGAACGAGGAUGAAAACGGCAGGGUGGAGAGCGAAAAUGCUGCUUUUCUUCAGGCAGUUGAAUUGGCGGCGCGCGAGUUCUUUGACGCGGUCCACUACCACGCCUUUGCGUGGCUUCCGGCGCGCAGGAUUGUCGAGGAGGCAUUUCUUGCCGCCAUGAAUGUGCACCCCAGCGGCCGCAUUGUCGUCUUCAAGGAUCGCUUCUGCCCCUGGAAGGAUCACCUGAUGGAGUUGGAGGCGGAGCACGGCAAGGUGGGCCACGUCCUGUACGUCCUCUUCUCAGACAAGAAAAACUGGCGCGUGCAGGCGGUACCCACAGUAGCUUCCGGAUUUGGCUCCCGCAAGCCGUUGCCAUGGCGGGGCAUGCGGGAUGAGGAGCUGAGUCAAGCAAGCGGCAUUGACGGCGGCAUCUUUGUGCACGUCUCUGGCUUCAUUGGCGGGAACAAGACCUACGGCGGUGCACUGCAGAUGGCAGUGAAGGCCCUGACCACAGUUGAGUGA